Molecule: messenger RNA, 2680 nt
Organism: Boleophthalmus pectinirostris (great blue-spotted mudskipper)
Lineage: Eukaryota; Metazoa; Chordata; Actinopteri; Gobiiformes; Gobiidae
Gene: slc2a8
Product: solute carrier family 2 member 8
Exons: 10
Coding region: 330-1811 (493 amino acids)
Biological process (GO): transmembrane transport
Cellular component (GO): membrane
Molecular function (GO): transmembrane transporter activity
Source: RefSeq, a predicted model, not a curated record
GACACGCUCGGAUCAGCUGACCGAAGUGUUGAAGAAGCGGCUCCGCGGAAUCAAACCCCCGACCUCCUCCCGGAGCCCGGACAUGCCCCCUGCCCCGACCGCUGCCCCGACCGCUGCCCCGACCGCUGCCCCGACCGCUGCCCCGACCGCUGCCCCGCGCUCCUCUCCGGCACCGACCCGAGUUUGAGGCUUGAACUGAGGCUUUUCCCGGAGCUGAGCCACGGUGUCCUGUGAGCCGCUGUGAGCCGCUGUGAGCCGCUGUGAGCCGCGGGAGCCGUGAGCCGCUGUGAGCCGCUGUGAGCCGCGGUGUCCCGGAGCCGGAGCUCCGGAUGGACCUCCAGGACGAGAGGCGCGGGCUGCUGCAGGCGGAGGCCGGACACAGAGAACCAAUUCCCGCGGACGGAGACCCGGACCCACCGCUGUCCGAACAGGACCAGUACCUCAGUAAAGUCCAGGACCGUCGUUUGUUCCUGUCGUCCUUCGCCGCGGUCCUGGGGCCUCUGAGUUUCGGCUUCGUGUUGGGUUACAGUUCUCCCGCCAUCCCGGACCUCAUGAGCAUCGAGGACCCGCGGCUCCGACUCGACGCCGACCAGGCCUCAUGGUUCGGGUCCAUAGUGACCCUGGGCGCGGCGGGCGGCGGGCUCCUCGGCGGGUGGAUGGUGCAGAGGUUCGGGAGGAAGUUGUCUCUGAUGUUGUCGUCGUUGCCGUUCGUCGGAGGCUUCACGCUCAUCGUGGCGGCUCAGGGCGUCUGGAUGUUGUACCUGGGACGAGCCCUGACCGGCCUCGCCAGCGGAGUCACCUCACUCGUGGUGCCCCUCUACAUCUCGGAGACGGCUCACGAGCGAGUCCGGGGUCUGCUCGGCUCCUGCGUGCAGCUCAUGGUCGUCAUCGGCAUCAUGGGAGUUUACCUGGCAGGUCUGGUGCUGGGCUGGCGCUGGCUCGCGGUCUGUAGUUCGAUUCCUCCCGCCCUCAUGUUGGUCUUCAUGUGUUUUAUGCCGGAGACGCCGCGCUUCCUUCUGUCCCGGGGUCAGAGGUCGGAGGCCGAGGAGGCGCUCAGGUUCCUGAGGGGCCCCGACGCCCCCGUCCACUGGGAGAGCACCCGCCUGCAGGAGAGCACCCGCCUGCAGCAGGAGCAGGGUUCUGGGUUCCGUGUGUCUGACCUGCGUGACCCCGGCGUGUUUAAGCCCCUCCUCCUCGCCGUCGGCCUCAUGGUUUUUCAGCAGAUGACGGGGAUCAACGCCAUCAUGUUCUACGCCGAGAGCAUCUUUGAACAGGCGCAUUUCCAGAACGGGGACGUGGGCUCGGUGCUGGUGGGCGUGGCUCAGGUGGCGUUCACGGCGGUGGCGGCGUUGGUGAUGGAUCGCGCCGGGAGGAGGCUCCUGCUCAUCGUCUCAGGAGUGUCCAUGGCGUUGAGCACGGCGGCGUUUGGCGUUUACUUCUACCUCCUGAACCAACCUGAGCCUCAGACGCACAUGGCCUGGCUCGCCCUGCUCAGUAUGGGAGUCUUCAUCAUAGGCUUCGCUCUGGGCUGGGGGCCCAUCCCGUGGCUGGUCAUGUCCGAGAUCCUCCCGGUCCGAGUCCGAGGCUUCGCUGGAGCCGUUUGUGUCCUCACCAACUGGGGCAUGGCCUUCGUCGUCACCAAGAGCUUCCAGGACAUGAUGAACGUCCUGACCUCGGCGGGGACCUUCUGGCUCUUCUCCUUCAUGUGCAUUUUGAACCUGCUCUUCACCACCUUCUUCCUCCCGGAGACAAAAGGAAAAACUCUGGAGCAGAUAGAAGAUCUGUUCAGAGGCUCCUCGUCUCGAGCCUGAACCUCGAACAUUGAACACAAACACAUGAAACAUCGGCCGAUUUAUCGAGCUGAUACAUCAAGUUGAUAUUUGCACUUUUGUGACUCGUGUGUUUACAGCAGAACUGAGCCGAGGAGAAGUUCAGUCCAUUUAAACGAUUUAAUCCAAAUAACCCAGUCGGCUUUUAGUUUCUUAUUGGACAAAAAGUCGAGUUUGAAAUCAUCGUGCGGGUUUAUAAAUGUCCGUUCUGUCGGUGUUUUUCUCCGUGGACAUGAUCUCAUUAAAUAUUCUUCGUACGAUCUGUGGAAACGUCUUAGUCGUCCAGAAGGUUCCACAGAAAAACAAAUGUCUCAGAUCUGAAGAAGAGUCUGGAGUCCAAACGUUUGUCCAGAGACACGAGGACAGUUUCUUUUGUUUUGUGCCAAAAAAAAAAAAAGUCUUUUUUUAUAACUGUUUAGACCAAAUGACGUGAUAUUUUUCUACAGGAAAUGUGAGUAAACAAACUAAAAGAGUUACUGAAAAACUUAAACCUUGAUUUAAACUCUGACUUUACUGUUUUAAAUCACAUUCAUAUUCACAUACAAAGGGCGCCCCCCUCUGGCCACACGUGUAACUGCUCAAAGACAAAAUUGUACUGAUUUACAUUUUUAUUGAAGAUUUUAAAUGAUUUUCAAUAUUUCUUUCUCACUGACACUUUUUUGGGGUUUUGUAUUUUUAAUUAUUGUAUUUUGAUGAUGAACACUCGUCUGUUUACUGUCGAAUGAAGGAGAAUCUGAAUAAGCUUUUUUUUUUCUGGGUCGUUUUGGUGCUUUUUGUUGAAAUUAUUUUUGUUGAAAUUUUGUGACAUGUUUGCAAUAAAAUGAAUCUGAAUAAAAUGCAGGAGUUCUAAA